Dimorphilus gyrociliatus is the source of this 2346-nucleotide messenger RNA. The record is from the annotation of a GenBank genome assembly. NCBI's taxonomy places the organism in Eukaryota, Metazoa, Annelida, Polychaeta, Dinophilidae.
ACACGAUGCCUGGCGCAACACGCGUAAUAGGACUGCGCAUGCUCAAUUGCCGGUUUAAUCUUGCUAAAUCAUUCUUGCAUUCUUCUAGAAUAUUCUAUAUUAUCAACAAUUUACUCAUUUCGAAGACCGUACGCAACGAAGCUUUAUUUGGAAUAAUUUGACAAAAUCGACAAAUCGGUUGAAUUUUAAGUACAUAGCACAACAUCGAUCCUUUGAAAGGUUUAAUCUCGGAGCCAGUGCCUCUCUUCGUGCAGUUCAUUAUCUUUGUCAAAGAACUUUCUUUGUUUUCAAGAACUGAUAAGGAAACUCUGCUGUCUACGAUCGUCAAUUUUUAGUCAAGUUUACCCCAAUUUGUUGGACAUUUAAUAUUUACAAUCUAAUUUGGUAGUAAAGAAGCGGUUGAGGCAUUACGAAAUUUUGGUGACUCAUUCGAUCAUAGGCCUCACCAUGUGGAAAAAACAACUUACUAACGGACUCGUACAACUUGCAAUCUUGCUUACUGUUUUGAAGUUGAGGAACGUCAAUGAUUUAAAUGAUUUGCUGAACAUUUCAAAUAAUUAUCCAGAAAUUCGCGAGUUCAUCGAAGGACCUACAUCAGCUUUCACGCAGACGUUUUCCUAUCCCCUUUCAGAAUCAUAUCCGCACCCCAAGAUAUUCAGAAAUGAUUAUGAAAAUAUUUUGAAUGAAAUUUACGAUUUAACAAACUACGAUGAGCAUGUGAUAUCAAGAGGACACCGAGAUAUGACUACGUUGUUGAUGGUCGAAGCACAAAACGGUGCGACUGGUGGUGAAGUGGAAGUUGCGGGCUCGAGUACAGCUUCCAGUAAUGCACAAAACUUGUCAAAUUUUACCGACGGAUUAGAUAUUUUUCCUGGAACUUCACUAACUAAAGAUGAUAUCAAUUUGAUUGAUGAUCUAUGGCAACAAGAAGAAAUUGAUUCAGAAACAAAUUCAGAAAAUGCGGUCGCUUCACUCCAUCAGAAGGGCGCUUAUUCAUUUCUAGACACGUUCACUCCUGUUUUGGACAAGUUUGAGACAAAGGAGCCAUUUCUUGGCAAACCGGAUGCUUUAUUUCAAUCCACAAGUGAAUCUUCAAGAUAUCUGUCGGCGAAAACCAAUGAUUCAUUCGACGAACUGGGAAUUCAACCCACAAAUGAGAACAAAGGAAAUGAAUUGCAAGAUUUUUUGAAUGCUAAUUUCACAACCAACACAGAUGCUUUUGGAAGUUCUAUUCCAGAAGAUGUGCUAAUGAGCGACGCCUUUAUAUCUGAUGACCAAGAGACACCAUUAGAUAAUCUAUUGCGUGAUUUAGACGCCGCCGAAUUGGAAGUUACUACUCCAGAAAUAGAAAACAUAGCCUCUAACUGGGGCUUGGAUAUGAUUCCAAACUCGCCUGAAGCAAAUCAAGAUGAAUCCAACAUAAAAGAUGAUAGUUCUGAUAGUGGGGUAUCAAGUAGAGGAAGCACAACCAGAUUUUCCCCAACUGAAGAACACUUAGAGGACAGUCGCUUACCUCUUUAUUCAAUUUCCAACCCACCUUCAGAUAUUUUAUCUCUUGCUUCCGAUUACACUGACACCGAGCCGUUAGAAGCUAAAGUAUCUCAUUAUCAAUAUGAAAACUCUACCAAAUCUGAUGAUGAAUCUGAAUUGGAGGAAAUGGGGGCUUAUGGCGGCGUUGAUCCUUCUUGGAUUCAACACGAUCACCCAUAUUCUACAACCGAAAGUCAACAUGUUCAUCGACAAAUGACUGCCCAGAGACAUCACUCUAUUGUCAAUACCAGGAGGCCAAGGCAACGUUCUAUGUCUGCUGCUCCAAGAAGAGCUCUUCCUGAGCCAGUUAAUGUUCAAAAACACACAAGAUCUCGAGAUGAGAAGAAAGCUAAGGCUAUGAAAAUACCAUUAACUAUUUCACAAAUUGUUAAUUCAGCAGUUGAAGAUUUCAAUGAUUUGAUCGCUGAUCACCAUCUCACUGAACCCCAAUUGCAACUUAUUCGAGAUAUCCGCCGAAGAGGAAAAAAUAAAGUUGCUGCUCAAAAUUGUAGGAAACGCAAAAUUGAAGUAAUUGAUCAUUUGGAAAAAGAGGUUAAUACUUUAAGGCAAGAGAAAACAAGUCUAGAGAAAGAAGAGGACAUGCUGAAAAGGCAGGUAGAAGAAUCUAGGAGAAGAAUUGAAGAAUUGUCUGCUAGUCUAUUUAACGAAAUACCGAAACCUUAUGAAGGGACUGAUAGGCCAGGAGACUACACUCUUGAACAAACAGAAGAUGGUAGACUCUUUAUGAUGCCAAAGGAGUCUACAGAAAAAACUAGACAAUCUAAAAGUUCAAGGAAAAGGAAAGGAAAGAAGUAA